Messenger RNA from Myodes glareolus (Bank vole), 636 nucleotides. NCBI's taxonomy places the organism in Eukaryota, Metazoa, Chordata, Mammalia, Rodentia, Cricetidae. The record is from RefSeq and is a predicted model, not a curated record.
CUACACAGACGAGAAGUUGUGGAGGGACGAGGAACAGAGGGGAACAAACCGCAGAACCUGAGUUUGAUCCUUGGGACCUACAUGGCUGCCAGGAAGAUGGCGGACAUUCAGACCGAACGUGCUUACCAAAAGCAGCCCACAAUCUUCCAAAACAAGAAACCUGUUCUGCUUGGAGAAACCGGCAAGGAAAAACUCCCUCGGUACUACAAAAACAUCAGUCUAGGCUUCAAGACGCCCAAGGAGGCCAUCGAGGGCACCUACAUUGACAAGAAAUGCCCGUUCACUGGCAACGUCUCCAUCCGAGGUCACAUCCUGUCCGAUGUCAUGACCAAGAUGAAGAUGCAGAGGACCAUUGUCAUCCGCCGGGACUAUCUUCAUUACAUCCGAAAGUACAAUCGCUUUGAGAAAUGCCACAAGAACAUGUCUGUGCACCUGUCCCCCUGUUUCAGGGAUGUACAGAUCGGCGACAUUGUCACUGUGGGAGAGUGCAGGCCCCUGAGAAUGACGGUGCGCUUCAAUGUGCUCAAAGUCACUAUGGCUGCUGGCACCAAGGAACAGUUUCAGAAGUUCUGAGAGCGCUUUGGCCAGCUCCCUAGAACAAAUAAAGUUAUUUUCUGGCUAUAAAAAAAAAAGAAA